AUGGUGGCCAAGAAGGAUGUCAACAUGUCAAAGCACCCCAAGCUGGCAGACAAGAAUGCACCCAACCUUCAUGUCAUAAAGGUCUCUCAAGUCACAAGGCUACUGAGGAGUAGUUUGCCUGGAGACAACUUCUACUGGUACCUUACCAACAAGGAGCUAAACAGGAGAGGUUUAAGACUAAGAGGCCAGGUGAGAGCAGGAGGGAAGAGGAAGCGGGAACGAUCUGGGCGGUCGGAAGAGCGAGGCUUCGGGGCCGAGAUCAGGAAGCCGGGCGGCGGCCGGGAGCGAGACCCCGGCCCCUGGCGAGGUCGGCGGGGCUCCUGCCGACUCACCCGCUUGGACCCUUUGUUUUUCUUCCGGGCGGCGGAAGCCCCGCUUGCCCGAGCCGGAGCCCAAGGCGCCCCCCCUUUCUCCGCCUUGCCCUUCAGAGGGCUUCGCUGCCCGGCCACGCCGGGGACGACCCGCCAGGCCGCGGGAGUUCUGGGCGCCGCUCCCCGGGACGCGCCGUCCUGUCUGGGGCCUCGUCUCGGGCGCGGAGGCUUUGCUGCCGCCCCUCCAGGCUCCCCGCCGAGUCACGGGAGCUCACCCAGCGGGGUUUGCUGCGCUCGGGAGCUGGGUCGGCCGUCCCUGCCGUUCUCCGCCGAUGGGUGCCCACCCGGGCCCGCCUCGGGGUUCGCACACCUGCAGCUCUGGCUUACGUGGGACCCAGAGCUGCCCUCCAUUAGGGCGCUUACAGGCUUUGGAGGACACCAUGAAAAUUUGGUUCCCACUGAUGCAAAGGAAAAAAUUUUAAACCCCAAACUGAUCAAUCCUGGACAUUUAAAGGAAUUUCCCCCCUUUUUUAAUUUAAGCAAAGAGGCUUAAAAAAGAAAACAUGGC
Molecule: messenger RNA, 879 nt
Organism: Myotis lucifugus (little brown bat)
Lineage: Eukaryota; Metazoa; Chordata; Mammalia; Chiroptera; Vespertilionidae
Product: 40S ribosomal protein S10-1-like
Exons: 3
Coding region: 1-864 (287 amino acids)
Source: RefSeq, a predicted model, not a curated record